Molecule: messenger RNA, 7871 nt
Organism: Lytechinus pictus (painted urchin)
Lineage: Eukaryota; Metazoa; Echinodermata; Echinoidea; Temnopleuroida; Toxopneustidae
Product: WD repeat-containing protein 7-like
Exons: 25
Coding region: 175-4617 (1480 amino acids)
Cellular component (GO): cytoplasm
Molecular function (GO): protein binding
Source: RefSeq, a predicted model, not a curated record
GGCUCACCCUCUCCCCUUCCUUCGACUUGGCCAGUGGACUAUUCAUUCUCUAAUGUUUUUAGUGCACACCCUCCAGAAUGAAGAUAGAAUUCACAAGAAAUAGAUAUUUCAGACCCAGAGAUUAGAAUCUUCCAGCAGAUUGUCAAAUGAGGAGACGUUGCAAACCAAUCCAACAUGACAUCGAGUGGAUUGGUUGUUCCUAUUGUGCUGUGGGGAAAGACCGCCCCUACUCACUGUAUAUCGGCCAUAUUGGUGACCAGCGACCAGCAGACUAUUAUAACGGGUUGUCAUGAUGGCCAAGUUAUCUUGUGGGACCUCAAUGAUAACAUGAAGGUGGUCCCAAGAAACAUGCUUUUUGGGCACUCCUCUUCUAUCACAUGUCUGGCCAGAGCUAAUGAAAACUGGGAAUCUGCCAACUUUGUCAGUGCUGCUGAAAAUGGUGAAAUUUUCCUGUGGGAUGUUUCUGAUGGUAGAUGUAUAGAGCAAACCAAGGUCCCAGGAGUUCAUCUCACAAUGCAUCCAUACCAAGUAACCCAAGGUUCAAGCCGGGAAUGGCGUAUCAUCUGCCAGGGAUACUAUCCAGAUAUUCAUGUUCUUGAUGCUGGUAGUUUAGAGCUUCUCUACACCCUCUCAUCAAAGGUAGCCCCUGAUUGGAUCUCUGCUCUGUGUGUCACUCGCCCCCUCAAACGACAAGAAGAUGUUGUUAUCGGGAUUUCUACAUCCGGAAUGCUGAAGGUUUGGAACCUGACUGGUAAUGAUAAGCAGGACAGUGAACCAAAGCAUGAAGAGGAAUGUAAGCAGCUACGAUGCAGGAAUGCCAAAUCUUUAGCUGUGUGUGCUUUUACUCUCAGAACAGUACUGGUUGUGUGUAGUAAACAGUGGCAGAUUUGUGAUGCUGGUGAUUUUUCCCAGCUGUGUGUCCAGUACUGUGAAAAGGGUCAGCAUUGGUCUGGAGGUGAUUUCAUCGCUGCUGACCGGGUGCUGGUGUGGAGCAACCAAGGCAAAGGAUACCUCUAUCAGUUGCCGUCCAACUGUAUUCCAGAGAGUGAAGAUUUCCGAAGUAACAUUGGUCAGAACCAGAAUGUUCCAAGUGCUAAACCAUUCCUAUAUUGCAUACUUGAAGCUCCCAUGGAAAAGCCACUUUCUUGCUCUCCUGCCAUGACAUUCUUCUACGGUCGACGAGGCCCAUUCUACAAGCUAUUUGCCUGUGGCGAUUCCUCAGGACGGGUCACUGUGUGGAAGGUACCCGAGGUGUCCGACAAGGAGCUCAGCUACCUCAAGCAAGAAGAGUUUGAUACAUUGCCAGUCAUGCCCCCAACAGCUAGCAACAGCCUCAAAUCAACGUGGGAUUCAUGCAGUCCCAAACCUAGUGGUAUUAUAGACCAACUGAAUGUAUCUAAUGAUGGUACACAUGAGAAAAAGCUUGUGGUCACAUCCAGUGUGUACAUCCCAAGUCAGGGAUGGAUUGUAUGCGGAAGACAGGAUGGUAGCAUUGCAAUCGUUCCUGCCGUACAGACUGCCAUCGCACAGCUGCUUGAAGGUCCUCAUACUGCACGAAGAGGAUGGCCACCCCAUCGAAUCUUACGAGGUCACCAAGGCAAGGUGACCUGUCUGAUGUACCCCCACCAGGAGAAUAGCCGCUACGACCCCUCCUACCUGGUCUCUGGUGGGGUAGACUUCACCAUCUCUCUCUGGGAUAUCUUUGCUGGUAGCAUGUUGCAUACGUUCUGUGUCCAUGGAGGGGAACUUACCAGGAUUGUUAUCCCACCUGCUUCAUGCAAUGCUCGAGUCCUGACAUGCGUGUGUACCGUUGCCAGCGAUCAUUCAGUAGCUCUUUUGAGCUUACGAGAUAGGAAGUGUAUGCUUCUGGCCAGUCGACAUCUGUUCCCCAUCAGGCACAUCAAGUGGCGACCGGCAGAAGACUUCCUCAUCGUUGGUCUGGAGGACAACAGUGUAUUUGUCUGGCAGAUGGAGACAGGUCACCUGGACAGAGUAGCCGAAGGUAGUACUGCUGAAGACAUGCUCGAGGCUUGUGAUGCUGUAGGAGAGACAACAGAGAUGAUGCUGACUCCAGCACAGAGCAUUGCCCAAGCUUUCCGUCGUCGCUCCCUGACAGCCAUCAGGAACGCAGCCCACCGUACCCUCCUAGCUGCUGCACAGGGUUCCAUGCUCAAUGUUCCCAGUGGAGGUGACAUAGCCGACAAGGAUCCGAACCAUGCCCUGACCAUCCAGGCCAUCAAGUCUAAUGUCAAAGACCCUGACUUCCAUGUUCUGUUCUUUGAUGCCGAGAACCUCAUUAUCCAGCUCUUGACAGACAAGAAUCUGAUCCCAGGUAUCAUCAACAAGGGUGCGCAGGGAGAGAUGGCAAAGAUGGCUGCCCAGGCUGCAAAGGCAGGAUCAGGACAGUCACCGAAGCUGUCACAGAAGUUUGUUGGUUUCAUAUCAGAGCAGAUCAAGAAGCAGAUGGGGGACAGUGACUCAGAGUCGGAUGAGCUUGGUCCGUUGCGUCCUCCGAGGGCAUCACAGUCCAAGGUUGGGGCUAAACGCAGGGGACCAAAACACCUGACCCUAGACUCUAAACACCUCACAUUAGACAUUGCACAACUCUUCAUGUCCUGCCUACACGCUUGGGGCUUGGACCCAACCUUAGACGAGAUCUGCAAAGAUAAGUUAGGUUUACUUAAGCCAUUCUGUCCAGUCUCUUUCGGCCUCCUGUCUCAUGGUGCCCACAUGUCCCUCAUGCUACCUGGAUGGCAUCACUUGAUGUCACAGGAAGUCACUCCAGCUCACUCACCAGAUCCUAGUACAAUGUCUGCCAAGGAAGCCCUGGAGCUCAAGAAGAGAAGCCAACAGGAGCUACAAUCUCUGGCCAAUGAGGCACCCAAACCUGGCUACCUAGGCCACUGGGAAUUAUCUCGAGCAGUCACCACACAACAUCUUCUCUCUGUCAUCUCUGUGGCUAACACCCUGAUGGGUAUGAACAAUGCAAGCUUUGUCAUGCUUUCCCACCUACGCAAAGCAAAGCCAAAGAGAUCUUCAAGCAAGGGGAAAGAUUUAACAGAUAAUGGAUCUGAUGAUCUUGCAGACCUCACUCCAGAACAAGCACAAAUCAAACAAGGAUGGAGCCUUCUAGCUGCCCUUCACUGUGUCUUGCUACCUGACCUUCUAGGAAGUGUUCAUUACAAACCACCAUACUUAGAGAUGCUAGCAAGGAGAUGGCAAGACAGGUGUCUGGAGGUGAGAGCAGCCAGUCAAGCAUUGCUUCUUGCAGAGCUUCAGCGAAUCGGCACUGAUGGGAGAGAGGAGGUGAUCAACCAAUGGGCACCUCAUCUCCCCCAUUACGUGGACUCAUCGGUCAGCUUGACCGCCCCAGCACAGAGUGGUCAGAGUCCACUAGCUGGAGGUGCUCUGGCCAGGGAUGGUCACUUGGAUGCAGGGAGUAGUGAUAGCUCAGAGGUGGAGAAUGAAGAGGAAAUCUUGUGUGGUGAUUCUCCAAUUAGGAAGGUCUCAUCAUCGUUCGAGUCCCGGAGGAAGCAAGCUACAGCCAUUGUUAUGCUUGGUGUGAUCGGAGCUCAAUUUGGUGCAGAGAUCCAGCCCAGUCGACAGAGGGCACCGAGUAAUACUAGCAACCGUCCCAUCCAACAGGGCUUCGGUUUGAGUGACUACUCACUGGCAAGACAUACAGCUCAAGCUCUUGCCUUCCUGCUCCUUCAACCACCCAGUGCAAGACUCCCUGCCCAUACGCCUAUCCGAAGGGCAGGGAUUGACUUGAUGGGAAGGGGAUUUACUGUCUGGGAACCCUUCAUUGAUGUAUCUGCGGUCCUUCUUGGAUUGCUAGAGUUGUGUUGUGACCCUACCCUAUAUUCUGCAUGUAUUUACAGCGGUCUCCCCAUCACCCCAGCUGCGGACUCCUGCCGUAGCGCCCACCACGCCCUGUCUCUGAUCGCCACCGCCCGCCCAGCAACUUUCAUUACCACCAUGGCUAAGGAGGUGGCCCGUCACCAGGCGUUGGCUUCCAAUGCCCAGGUGCCGGCCAGCGUGCUCAAUACCAGCCCGCUGCAGAAAGCCAAGGCUGAGAUCCUGCGCAUCGUCGAGCUCCUCAUCGAGAAGAUGCAGAAUGACGUCUCAGAUCUACUGGUAGAGGUUGUGGACAUUGUGGUGUUCUCGCUGGACACAAGUCAGGUGAAGUCGAAGGGGUUGAUGGAGGUGUUCCCGUCCAUCUGCCGCUUCAACAUGCUGAGCUACUGUCACAGCAGCAAGAGGCUAGCAGUGGGUGCCAAGACCGGAGCCAUUACCAUGCAUGACCUCAAGAGUGGCAAGACACAGGUAUUGUCUGGUCACCAGACCGCUGUGACCGCCCUAGCCUUUUCAACCGACGGCAAGCACCUGGCAUCCUAUUCAUUUGGUGAUACAAAGCUAUGUUUCUGGCAGUCUGGGGCAUCUCUGCUAGGAGGGAUGAUAAGUUCAUCAACAAAGUGUGUUAAGUGCUACAUGACCAAACCAUUUAACUGUACAUCUACAGCAAAUCAACUAAGACAGGUCUCUGUUACCUGGCCACAUAGCAAAGCCAUCAUUCUGAGGUAUGUAGAUGGCACCAUGGAUAAAUUCACACUCUAAAAUCACAACAUUCAUCAACAAAGUGCUACAUGACCUAACACUUCAACUGUACUUCUACAGCUAACCAACUAAGACAGGUCUCUGUUACAUGGCCACAUAGCAAAGCCAUCAUUUUGAGGUAUAUAGAUGGCACCAUGGAUAAAUUCACUCUCUGAGAUCAUAACGUUCAUCAACAAAGCCUGUCAGUUGCUACAAUUGUUCAUCAACAGCCAAUCAACUACAACAGGUCUCUGUAACAUGGCUACAUUGCAAGGACAUCACUCUGAGGUACUGAGAUUGCAUCAUGGUCCCCACUCUAAAAUCAUAACACUCAUUAGCAAAGUGCUACAUGACCAAACCCUUUACAUCUCCUGCAAUCGGAUAAGACCUGUCUCUAUUACCUGGCCACAUAGCAAGACAUUCUGAGGUACAUUGAUGGCACUAUUGAUACGUUCAUUCUCUGAGCUCAUAACAUUCUUUGAGAUGGCUCAGACAGUUCUGCAAGAGAAAUGGUGUAUAAUGUUUUAUAUUUAAUUAUUGCCAUUAUGAAUGGUUUACCUGUCUAAUUCAAAACUUUCUGGAGGACAUGGGAUUUGUACCAAUGGCUACCUGACCAAACCAACUGUUUGUCUACAGCCAAUCAACUCAAUUAGACAUCGAUAUUAUGGCCAUAUUUUAAGGCUCUUAUUCAGAGGUUAAUUGAUUCAUCCUAAAUGAGUACACAUUCUGAAGCUAAGUGAACGAUAUAACAAGAUAACCAAGAUCCUAGUUCCAAGGCCACAUGUCAAGAUCAUAAUGAGGUAUGUAGAUGACAACAGGGAUCCUCCUUAACCACGAUGGGUAUGGCUAUCAUUCUGAAGUAAUUUAAUUGUCCCAGGGAUAAAGGGAUUGGUUAUGCUCUUAAUCAAAACAUUGUACACAAUACAGACAUUAACAAAAUAUAAUUCAGCAUAUAUACAUGUAUGUACUUCGAAAUUUCAAAUAUUGCAGUUGGGUCCUUGGAACAUGGCUGUUUUGUCUUUUCUGUUCGUUAAAUAGUUACACAAUAUGAAAUUUUUCAAUGAAAAUUUCUUUGUGGAAGAGGUUUAUGGUACACCAUGUGGUGAGUCUUAGAAGGACAAGCAAAAGUGGAUAGAGGUAGAAGUGAAAUGGAGAGGCGAGAUGGUGGAAGGUUAGAAGGUAGAGUAUUUUUGUAUGAGAAGAUUGUCGCCCUUAAAAAGACUGUAAACCAGAAAAUAUGAGAUGCUCAAGUAGUUGGAGAUAUGAAAGAAGGCUGGCUUGAGUUGGCAAGUAGAGUUGUAGAGCAAGAGAGAAGACUCCAAUGUUUUGGUCAGCUUGACUGUCUCCAGGAGUGAUAAUAACCCUGGGCUAUAUCAAAAUCUUAUGACGGUAAUUAUAGGUCAUUUGUAGAUAAUUAUAUUGUUGUAUCAGAAGUCAACUACUCGUUAUCUGGUGAUUUAUAUUCAUAUCUUUUGAUCUUUAUUAAAUGUGAUUAUUGAUAUUGUAUAUUGUACACUGGAAACAUUCCUUCCCUAGUUCAUUCCUACCACAUACAUAGUGGAAUUAUAUGGAUAUAUGUUAUAUUGUAUAUUGAUGUAUAAUUGAACCAGAUAACUUCAUCUGACAUUGGAGAUGUGGAUUCAAUAGUUUACUCUUUAAUAUGAAUGGCGAUUAAUAUAAAUAAUGGUGGAAUUGGAGUCUAGUGUAGAGUUCGAUAUCAAUUCCCAGUUGCCUAAUUUUCAUAGCAUCGAUCAUAUCAUCCUUGGGUGUGGUUAGGGGUUACAUUUAAGACAUUAUCCUGCCAAAGUAUUAGUUGUUUUACUGUUUGUAGAAUGAUUUAUAUCAAUGUUCAGUGUAUGAAUGCAUUUAUGGGGGAACAUUUGGCUUGACUUUGUGAACUCGACUGUUGUUGAGUACAUGACGAUCUAUAUUGAUGGUACUGGAAGGUAAUCCCUAUUAAGUUGUCUAUGACCUUGUGAUGUUUUUGAUCAGGAAUUGUGGAGAGCCCUCUAAAUUGUGGCAUUUCUGCCAUUUUAGUGAUGUCUCACAGUACAGUACUGUUGAAGUAAACUAAAAAAAUGUGUAUAAUUAUCUGUAUAUCAUGUGAAGAUGAAGAUUAUUUUAUAGGUAGAAUUUAUUUGAUGUUAAAUUAUAUAAGAUGUCAUUAUUUGAACAAGGAUCUAUUAAAUUGUAGCAGUAGUAUGCCUACCCACUUUCUUGAUUUUGAAACCCCUUCGCAAAUGUGGAAUCUUGUUUGGAGAUCUGGCGCUAAUAUACAACUCAGACUUGUGAACAUUAUUUGCCAAAGUUAAACAUAAUGUGAGUUUUAGACAAAUCAUGAUGGAAAAUAGUUUAAGUGAAGUAUGUGUGAUAAAAACAAAGAUUUCAAAGUCUGGUAUGAUUUGAAAGACUAUUGGUCAGAAAAAAAUUUAAAUGAAUAAGCAAAUCUCUUUGUUGAUGCUCAUAUUACAUGUACGUUGAUUGCCGCAAAUUUGAUUUAAAUAAAUAGACUAACAUUAAACAAACAAAACACUGAAAAUCUCAGUAAAAGCGGAUAAAACAGGUAGAAAAAUUUGUGGCAUUUUGUUUAAAUUUUCCACUAUUUUUGCAGUUCUAUGUCAUGUGCAUGUCAUCAUGAUUAUGCUGUGGGCAAACUGAUGACACCAUCUACUUGUGUAGAUGCGUUCUCUUUAAUUUGUGAAAUUACAAAUAUUCUACAAAUAAUCUAUACAGUCCAAGGAUGUAAGAAUAUGAUUGACUACUGAUUUUAUGUGUGAGAUUAUCUUUAUUCUAAGUUUUUUUUUGUUACAAGGGAGAUAUUUCUGUGCACAUGUUUGAAAAAUGAAUUAUGAUAUACAUACAUUACAAAUAUAUUCAUCAGUCAGCUCACUCAUUUGAUUUAAAAAAAUAAUAUACAAGUUCAUGAUGUACAACGAUUUUCACCAAAACACUUUAAAACCCGUCUGUCUUCAUUCAUUUUCAGAUUAUUUUGAGGAAAUUUCAGCAUUUUUCUUGUUUAAUUUUAUGCUAUUGUUGAAAGUCUAUCAUUUUCAACCUGGAGUAUCCCUUUGAAUAUGUCUGAAAGGGGAGUACUUAUGAGGUUAUUUUGGUAAUAACAAAGCAAGGAUUGGUUUUAUGUUAAGACAUAGGAAGGAAUAGUAAACUUUGUCUUGCUUAUUAUGUGGAUACACAUUGUGCAAUUUUAUAUGGAAUAUGUUAUAUAUGAAAACUAUAUAUGAAAUAAAUGUACAGCAUUUAUGUUUUAACCUCAAAAA